This is a messenger RNA of Vitrella brassicaformis, 4236 nucleotides long. The record is from the annotation of a GenBank genome assembly. Lineage: Eukaryota; Vitrellaceae.
GCAGACGCUUGUGUGUAGUCACAGGCCUCGAGGUCCAUUUCGUCAACAAGCGCCCCCAUCAGAAAUGAGGGUCUUCUUGGUUUGUGUGGUGCUCACCACUGUGACUGCGGUCUGUCCCGCUGACUCCAGCUGCAGCACCCGCCGUUCACUGCAAAGCACCACCGGCCCUUCAGGCACUGCAGCUCCCCUUGAGAGCAUCUGGAAUGUGAGCAGGACGACAAGAACACACGCGACAUGCACUGUAAUGGUCCUUGUUCAUUGCAGGCAACCAAGGCCGUCAAGGACAUGAUCAAGACCAAAAUCACCGGCCUGAGUCGCCUGGCAGGGCAUUCCCACACCCACAGCCACGGCCGCCGCGCUCGGCGGCUGUCGGUCCCACAAACUUUGGCGAACGAUGCGGCGCCGGCCAAGGACGCCCUCGGCCGCAUUCGCAACAUGACCAAAGCCCUCGUCAAUUCCGCCAAGGGCGCGCUGAAGGGGUCAUCGGAUGGCAGACGUAGGAGGCUGCAGAUCCCGCAGGGCCCAAACCCACUGCUCUCGAUACAGAACGAGACGCAGAGUGUCAAGGACAUCAUCAAGAGCAGGCUGGGAGGAUUGGGGCGGAGAAUGCAGGAGACAGCCUUCUCUGACAAGUAUCUGGAUUCGCUUAACCUGACAGAGGCCGUUAAGGAGCAGAUCAGGAGCAGGGUGCCCUUCACGAGACGUCGAUUGCAGUUCUCUGACGAGGACUUGGAUGUCCUGAACCUGACAGAGGCCGUUAAGGAGCAGAUCAGGGGCAAGGCGCCCUUCACGAGACGUCGACAGCUGCAGAGCAGCAACGCAACCACCACCACUACAGCGACGCCAGCAACCACCGAAGCUCCCGAAGCCACAACGAAUGAUGGCCCCUGCCAGAGCCCUUGUGAGUCAGCGCCAACGAAUCCACAUGCCCGCCGUGUACGUGACUUUGUCGGUGUGUGUGCGUCCAUACAGGCACGAGCAAGCAGUGGGGCGAUUGUGUCGUCAAGCCAGCUGACUUCGCGGCGGAGAUCGACAUGCUGGCUGGUGCUGACCUCCGCGCGAUCGCCAACCAGACAGCGUAUUGUCGGCACUUCACUUCUCGCGACUGCCCGGAGAGCACAGGAGACUGCGAAUACAACAAAGACGACGAAUGUAAGCCGAUUCCCGCAGGCAUGGGAAAAACACAGACCUGUCUCUCUGUGCGUCGUCCCUUGUCCUGUUGGCUGUCAGCCCGCGAUGCUUCGGACAAGUACCUCGACCCGUUCUGGGGACCGGCCACGUGUCGGCCCACCAUAGACUGCGGCAUCCACGGCGACGAUGACAAAACCGCGUGUGAGGCCAUUUCGGGCUGCAAGUGGCACGGACACGAGGGCAGCGACAGCGGCGAGGGCGACUGCAGGGCAGAGUGGACAAGCGCUUACGAGGACAAGCUCGUGGGCGAGGCAGCCGUGUGCAAGCAGUUUGUGCCGCUUUUCUACUGCGAGUCGCUGCCAAAGGCCGAGUGCGACGCGGACCAAAGUAAGUGAGCCUGCCUGCGGGACAUAUGUCUCCAUGUCUACGUGCAUGUGCCAUCCAGAUUGCGAGUAUCGGGCCUGGGGUGAGGAUGGCGAGUGUGCUGUGAAGGACUCGGUUGAGGAAGCCCUGGAGCGAGAGAUGGAUGACAUCAGCGACCUCUCCAUGUGCGGCCCUCACGUGCGUUGCCGCCACAUCGGCCUCUCGCUCCAGGAGACCUGCGAGGCGGACCUCGCCUGCGGCUGGUAUGCCUUCGGCCCCGACGCACCUGGCUUGGGGGUCUGCUUCGCACACCCGGCGGUGCUCGUUGCCCAUCCUGACUUUGUGGACUUGUCGACGGACGCUUGCAAGGCCAAAUAUGGCUUCCAUGCAGUGCCCUGGAACUGCAUGUACCAGAGUGCUAUGGCGAAUGAUGGGGGGAAGACUUGCUAUGCUGACGGCGCGUGCACUCUCCUCUGCGAGGAGUGGACCAGUGGGGGCCUCUCGUCGUGCACGGCCAAUGGUAAAUGAGUACAACUGAUGGAUGGAUGACCCAAUACAGCCUCUCGCUCACUGUCAUUGCCGCUCCACCCACAGAGACUUAUCUGUACCCCAUGCUCUUCGGCGAGGAAUUCUACAAAGCACGUACGUCACCCAUAGGGCACGGAGACAUCAUGACACGGAUACGUCCUUCCUCCCUUCGUUGGCCCUUCCCUUUAUGUGUGCUGCAGUCGACAUGGUCGACCGAAUGGACGCAUGCCAGUCUCAAGUUGACGACCAAGCCACGUCUCCAUACGAAGAAGAGGUGACCACCGCGACCUGGCUGACCCAGGAGCAACAGUUCAAAGAGAAAUGCCCCAACAUGAUCGACCCCCGCACCGUGACAGUUGACACUUCGAGUGACCCACUCCCCGACACCAUCGCACGGGCACAGACCGCCGCCGCCUUCGAGCCACCCAGCAAGUGCCUCCAGGCGAAUGGGUGCAAGGCCCUCGAGAGCGGGGCUUGCGUGCCUGAUGCCGCCAACUUCACGAGUCGCGUGAACGCUCUGAGCGACAGUGCCAAGGAUUUCUUGCUGAAAGGCUUGGAGUGUGCGAACAUUGAGACGGAGGGAUCGUGCACGGGGGACUGCCAAUGGGUGGGGACCUCGUGCAACAUGAAGGAUGACGUGGCCAUGAAGCUGGUCAGCAUUCCCCUUCCACAGAGAGACGGAGAGAUACAGCCCAUUUCUUGUCGCUCCCAUUGUGUGCAGCUGUACGGUGUGGACUCGUGUGGUCCCGGUACACAGAGAAGCAAUCGACCAAGCAAACUGAGCACGAGCAGCAAUGAAGGUGGUGAUCGUUCUGUUUUGCAGGGUUGGACUGCAUCACGGCGCAGACCAAGGAUACAUGCCUCGCGACACCCGAGUGCCACUGGGACGAGUCGGACCAAGAGUGUGAAAUCAGCUGGAGCGCUAUGAGAGACGCGGCAAUCGGGACCGACGGGAAGUGCGAGAAAUACGCCCCCCUGGUUGAAUGCGGCAGGCUGACGGCGGCUCAGUGCAACGCCACGAUAGGCUGCGAGUACAAGAGCUAUGGCGGCGAUGGCUGGGAGUGCGAAGCGGUGGCCAUGUCGGGAAGGGGAACAGGGCGGAUGGUUGACGAUGUUCUUUUGUGGGUUGAAUUGCAGAGAGAGGACCUGAGACGCCAGCUGGAGAAAGAGUACAAGAAGGAGGAGCCUUCGGAUCUUCGCACAUGCGGCCCAGAAGUGCGGUGCCACACAAUGGCCAACGACAAGGUGAGUGGGUCCGAGUGUCCGUGUGGGUAGCUCCAUGUCAGUGUCUCGCGAUGGGUGUGUGUGGCAGAGUCUGUGCAACCGUGACAAGGGAUGCUUCCACAUCGACUGGUGGUGUGGCUACUGCGGUGCCUCGCCUGUGGUCAGCCACUCAUGCCACUCAUGCCAAGGACUGGGAAAAGGAAUAGGGAGACAUUCAUUUGUGACUCUCCGUGAAUGUGAUGCAGGCCAUGUUCGGCUACCCAGGCCUAUUCCACCUCUCCAAUUCUGGCUGCAAGCGUCUGCUGGGCAUGUUCAUGCUGCCCGGACAGUGCGCCGUCGAGGUGAGACAUGCACGCCACUUACAUGGACAGGCAGACCGACGGACACAGAGAGAGAGACGCUCUCUCUUUGGCAUGCUGUCAGCACUAUCUCGCCGAGGACGAUGGAAAGACGUGUUUGUCAAAUGGAGCCUGUGAACUCUGGUGCAGCGGCCACUCCAACGAGACCGAAUGCAGAGCCAACAGUAAGUGACCAAGACAAAGAGGAGAGAGAAGACCAUGCAGGCACCCACUCAUGUGCUCCUACAUGCAGCCACGGCGAUAGGGGAGAACCUUCUGCGCCUCUCGGCAGCCGCCGAGGACCUCUACGAGCAGAUGGUGGCCUGCGGUGAGGCCUAUGAAUCCGAGGAAGAGCAGUGGUGGGACAGCUGGCAGGAUCCUAAGAUGAUUCUCAUUAACACGGCCAACACCACUGAGCUGGAGCGCGCCGUCGACUAUUGCGGCACCCUCACCGACCCCAACACCGUCACGCAGAGCACGUAUGAGCAGUCCUUGACGUCGACUGUGAAUGCCGCAUCGGAUGCCGGGACUUAUACGCCAACGGCAGAAUCGAUGAAGUGCUGAUACUUGAUGCUGGCAUGACUAUGUUCGUAGCCACCUGGCCAUUGCAAUUGUAGCUAGUUGACUGUCUGGACCGUCCGUCUUCUUUGUA